UGGCACAAACAUUCUCGCAUUGUUCCGAUGCCACUUCCCGUGACGCGGCUGUCGGGGACGCGGGCACGGCGGCAUUAAGAUGCCUCCCGGCGUCUAAAUUUGUCCACUGGCCAAGGACGGCGGCACCGGACUCCCUCUGCCCCCCCCUCUCCGCGGUGUCACGACCGCUCGCUGCGUCCUGCGCCCGGAGAGGAGCGGAGACGCUCGCGGCUCCGCUGGGCUCCGCUGGGCUCCGAGCCGCGCGACUUUCCGCAGCUCCGCUCAGCCGCCUCGCGCCUCGCCCGGCUGCCGGGAGUUGGCGCGGUGUAAUUCGCGCGGCAAGGAUAGCCCCAGCGUCUCGGGGUGUUCCAUCAGCGGUAUCCGUUUAAUAACUGUAAAGUAAUAAUUAUAACAAUCAAAGUUCUUUUAAUGUAGAACUGCCUAUUUGCGUUGGGUUUAUUGACCUCCCCACCACCCGAACCUCCGACUAUCACUACGUACCGUGCGACAGAAGUUCAACCACAAACAUUAUAAUUAUAAUAACAAUCACCACCCAACCACCGCGCCGAGAGACGCCGGCAGGCGGCAUGGCGCGCAGGGACAGUCUGGUGAACUCCCUGGCGCGGGUGUUCGAGGUGAACGCCCAACUCGCGCGGCCGACGCCCGUGGGGAACGGCCCUCGCAAGGUCUUCUCCAUGAGCCGCCAGAACUCUGUGGAGAACAUCCACUCGGUGGACGUGAAGCUAGAGGGCCUCUGUCGCCGCGUGGACAAGCUCGUGAGCGGCCAGGACAGGGUGCUGCUCAAGCUGGAGGAGAUCGCCCGCGACCUGGGCGACCUCGAGCGGGAGGUGGAGGCGCUCAAGGUGGACAAGGAGGAAAUUAAAUUGCCCGCGCCCGACGUCGGCCAGGACGCCGCCAGGGAGACGAAGACGUUUCAAGAGCAGAUGAUCGGCGCGGUGGAGAAACUCGUCUCGAGCGCCGAGUCUCAGAGCAAGAAGAUAGAGGCCCUCGACAGAGCCAUGGUCGGCUUCCAGCAGAUCAUUGGCUUCUUGGGCGACACCUUCAAGAACUCAAAGGUGGUGGAGUUUAUCACGCAGGGUUUCCUUCCCGGCGGAGGGGACACGGAUGGGGGCGACGCUUCUAAUCGGACGAACCGCACUGGAGACAUCGGGAACGACGCGUACCGACCGGGUGACGGGAUCGACCUGCAGAGACGCGGCACCCUCGGCCCCGAUGGCUGCAGGAAACCCCCAGAGAGGUUUCCCCUCGGCAGGCAAGCCCCGGAGAGACGCAGCGAGGCCGCUCACCUGGCCACCGGGGGCCACAUCGCGGGGCCGAGACGCGACGCCGGACCACCGACUGCCAUGGUCUCAACAGCCGGCACCGGUGGCAUUAACGGUGGUAGUGCUGCCAGUAGCAUCAGCAAAGUUCCCAGUAGCGCUACCAGUAGCACCAACAGCACCAACAAAGUUCCCGGUAGCACUGCCAGUAGCACCAGCAAAGUUCACAAUAGCGCUGCCAGUAGCACCAGCAGCACCAGCAGCACCAGCAAAGUUCCCAGUAACGCUGCCAGUAGCACCAGCAACGUUCCCAAUAGCGCUGCCAGUAGCACCAGCAGCACCAGCAGCACCAGCAAAGUUCCCAGUAACGCUGCCAUUACUACUAACAGCAUCAGCAGCACCAGCAAAGUUCCUAAUAUCGCUACCAGUAGCACCAGCAGCACCAGCAAGGUUCCCAAUAGUGCUGCCAUGACUACUAACAGCAUCAGCAGCACCAGCAACGUUCCUAAUAGUGCUGCCAGUAGUGCCAGCAGCACUAGCAAGGUUGUCAGUAGUGCUGCCAGUAGUGCUAGAAGCACCAGCAAUAUUCUCAGUAAUGCUGCCAGUACUACUGCCAGCAUCAGCAAAGUUCCCAAUAACGCUGCCAGUAGCACCAGCAAAGUUCCCAGUAAGACUGCCACCAGUAGCACCAACGGCACCAGCAAAGUUCCCAAUAGCACUGCCAUUAGCGCCAGUAGCACCAGAAAAGUGCGCAAUAGCGCUGCCAGUAGCACCAGCAGCACCAGCAAGGGUCUCACUAGUGCUGCCAUUACUACUACCAGCACCAGCAGCACCAGCAAAGUUCCCAGUAGCGCUUCCAGUAGCACCAGCAGCACCAGCAGCACCAGCAAGGGUCUCACUAGUGCUGCCAGUACUACUACCAGCACCAGCAGCACCAGCAAAGUUCCCAGUAGCGCUGCCAGUAGCACCAGCAGCACCAGCAGCACCAGCAGCACCAGCAAGGGUCUCACUAGUGCUGCCAGUACUACUACCAGCACCAGCAGCACAAGCAAAGCUCUUAGUAGCACUGCCAGCAACACCAGCAAAGUUAUCAGUAGUGCUGCCAAUAGUACUACCAGCAUCAGCAGUAGCAGCAGGGUCAGCAGCAGCAGGAUUGAGGAGGUGGUGUUGGCAGAAGGCAGCUUUAAUGGCUCCGAGGCAUCUUUGUGGAAGCCUGCUCCUGCACAAGGCAUGGGGAGGAAAACGACGGACAAGAGUGUUACCAUGGAGCAAGGGCAGGAUGAAGAGUCGACAGCAGGGGAGGAAGAGUCCGGGAGAAAAGGAGGCAGUGAUGAGGAGGAGAAGAAGGAGGAGGUGGGACAGAGAAGACAAGCAAACAGCGUGUCUGGUGAGGCAGUGUCGGAAGACAUGGGGAAGAGAGGCAGCCAUGGUGACGACGAUGGUGGUGGUGACGAUGGUGGUUGGGUAAAGCGUGACAAGGAAAUGGGAGUGGCCAUUGCUAGCUCGGAGAGUGAGGAGCAAGAGGAGGGGGAAGAAAAGGAGGAAGAUGAAGAUGUAGUGACAGAAGAGGAGAACGAUGGUGAAGAGGGGGUGACAGAAGAAGAUGAUGAGGAAGAGGCAGUGACUGAAGAGGAGGAUGAGGAGGGAGAAGGGUCUGUGGAUGAUGAGUCUGGGACAGAGAAAGGCGACGACUCUGACGAUGAGCGUGAGAGUUCCUUCAGUGACGGCGCCAGGGUGGAUGCCUCAUCUGACAGCGCCAGGCCGGAGGGGGUAAUCGUGACAGCUGUGAUUGCUCGGAAGGGUAAUGUCGCCAAAGCAAGCGAGGCAUGUGGCGUAACUUUGGAAACAAAGGUCAUCAAGGUGAUGGAGGUAACUGAAGCAACUGAGGUUAUUGUGAAGACUGAGGCGAAGGAUAAUGCAGCUCUGGUCUCCAAGGUAACUAAGCAAAUAGCUGUUAAUGUGGCGGUGAAGGUGACUAAAGUGAAAAAAGGCGAGGUGACUCAUGUUAUAGAAGUGAAUAAAGUAACCAAGGCACCAGGCGUAACCAUGGCUAAGCGAGUGACCAAGGUUACCGAGAUUACUGAAGCAAAGAUGAUGCCAGAAGUAACCGAGGAAACAGAGGUGACCGAGGUGGCAGAGGUAACCAAAGUAACUAGGCCAUCGGAGGAUGGCAAGACGGCCGAGGAGAGCAAUGCGGUGAUUGAUGUAAACACGGAAACCGAGGAAACGGAAGAAAUUGGGGUUGCCGUGGCAGCUGAAGAUGAAGAGGGUGCAGGAGGAGAGAGCGCUUUGAACGAAGAGGACAUGGAGGAGGAGGAGAAAGAGGAGGAGAGUGGAGGAGAGAUCCAGGGAUCUGCCAGCAAGAAACACGGUGCCGUGGGGGGGAGGGAGGUGGAGGCGGAGGCGAAGAAAGCGAGGGUGGAGGAGGAGGAGGGGGAGGGAGCAGAGGGACCGGCGGGGGGUGAAGAGGAGGAUGAGGAGGAGGCACCAGCAGAGCCGCCUGUACCAGCCAUCAUUGAAGACUCUCCGCCCCCUCCUGCUCCGUUCAAUCACCGCAUCGUGUCUCCCCGUUCCAUCACCGUGGGAACCUACUUCUCCCUCAGCCACUCGGACGUCCUGGGAGGAGGCCGCUUUGGCCGGGUGAUGAGGUGCCAGGAGAAGUCGUCAGGACUGACGCUGGCAGCCAAGGUCAUCCGCGUGAAGAGCCCCAAGGAGAAGGAGGAGGUAAAGAAUGAGAUCAACAUCAUGAACCAACUGAACCACGUCAACCUCGUGCAGCUCUUCGAUGCCUACGAGUCUCGCUCGGACAUCACCCUCAUCAUGGAGUAUGUGGAGGGCGGAGAGCUCUUCAACCGCAUCAUCGACCAGAGCGGGCUCUCCGAGCUCGACACCGUGCUGUUCGUGCGGCAGAUCUGCGAGGGAGUGCACUACAUGCACCAGCAGUAUAUCCUGCACCUCGACCUCAAGCCAGAAAACAUAUUGUGCUUGAGUAGGUGGGGCUACCAGAUUAAGAUAAUUGACUUUGGACUUGCACGCAGGUACAAGCCACGGGAGAAGCUGAAGGUCAGCUUUGGGACGUCUGAAUUCCUGGCACCUGAAGUCGUCAACUAUGAGUUUGUGUCUUUCCCGACCGACAUGUGGAGCGUGGGAGUCAUCACCUACAUGCUCCUCAGUGGCCUCUCUCCAUUCCUGGGUGACGAUGAGAGUGAGACACUGAACAACAUCGUUACCUCCAACUGGGAGUUUGAUGGGGAGGUGUUUAGCGAGGUGUCUGAAGACGCAAAGGACUUCAUUACAAACCUCCUCGUCAAGGGGAAGGGGUGGCGGCUGAGUGCCAAGGGGGCCUUGCAACACCAAUGGCUUCUGAAGAGCAACCUGCACAGCCGCCUCACCAAACAGCUGCAAGGGAAGAGGGGAUCUCUGACUCAGGCCACAUUGCCAGUGUUUCCCAGAAGCCUGACCCCUUAACACAACCGUCUGCCCAGCCAAAGAGUCGCGUGGAGGAUGGCCUGUGUGGCAUCACGCAAGCCUCGGAUUCACCGACACCCGAGGACUUGCAUUGAGACCCGGAAACGUGCAUAAAUUUACACGGACCCAUAGAUUGGCAUAUAGACCCAUAUAUAGAGACCCAUAAAACUUACAUAGAUAACCAUAGAUGGAUUGGUGGCAGAGUGAUUAGCUCACUGCACUAUGGACCUAGCAAUUUCAGUUCGAUUUACAGCUAUGGCUAACAUCAGUGGUAACAUAAUUUAAACACAUUAUUGAUGAAUUAAAAUUACAAUAUAUAAGAGGGAUGAAAAUCUGAUAUUACCGAUAUUAAAAAGACAUAGACAUACAGAGAUACCGAUAGACUUCAUGGAUAUCCAAAGACUCAGAAGAAACCUGUAGACUGGCGAGACCUCAUAGACUUACACAGAGACCCAUGGGCCUGCCUUCACAUCUCUUCAGCAUCUAAUGGCUGGGUCAGAAUGUUUUUUUGUAAUGUAAAACAAAUGCAAUAUAAUUCCAUGUGAGAGGAGCAAGGCGGUACAGCCAGUAGGCUGUCGAUGAUUUGCGUGUGUUUGAAUGUUGUACACCGGUGACAGCAAAGUGCCGUAAGGGUCAGGAUCCCCGUACGUCACCAUUGCCGUUACAUCCCUGGACAGCCUUGGUCAAAGUGGCCUUCAAGCCCUCUCAACUCGAACCACUUGCGGUGUGCGGUGACCGCACAUGAGGCGCGGUGGUGGUGACUGCGCGCACAACGCGGUGUUGGUGACUGCACACUCCCCUGUUCACGAGAACACGUCCGCAAGCAUUGCCGUGUUCAAGGCGAAUCGUAAGAUGUGUGGGUUGCGACUGCUGGCUCGUUAAGACCGGUUUCGUGUUAUUUUCCGUAUCUGCACCAUUGAACCAUAGUUCGCCGUCGUGUAACAAUGGCAGCUCAGCGGUCGAGCGAGCGGCUCGGGUCAGAAGGUUGCGAGUUCAAAAUGUUUGGGCUGUGACCAUCUAGUCCAGUGUUCUUCACUAGUUUUCAGAGGGGGGGGAGCACUUUUGCCAAUAAGACAUCAUCAGUAAGAGGGCCGCCACACAUUUGAAACCAUUGGGGGUUUUCCAGCAGCACGAUGAUGGGGGGUGUUGUCACGUGUUGUGUCUUGUUAGGGGCCGCACUAAAGGCCACCAGGGACCGCCAGUGACCCACGGGCCUUGCAAUGAAGAACACUGGUCUAGCCCCUUCAUUGGAAACCCAGUGUCUUGCUCUGCUUACUUAGCAAAUUGUGAUUUGUUGUCAUUGCAGCCAUGAUAUGUGUUUCAUUCAUUGUAUGUGCCAAUGUGUUGCUGUGAUUGUGUUGUGAUUGUGUUUAUGCAUGAAAUGUGAUUGGGCAGGGAGCCGAACUACAAACACCGCGUUUUGUGUUUGUCAAUAAUAAUACUGAUGAUGACGAUGUCCUUGGCUCAUCCAGGAACGACUUGUAUUGUACUUGAAUAGGCUCCAUGGCUGACACCAUGGGGAGGGCUUCAUGCAGCAGUGGAUUGAAAUAGCAGUAGACUGUACUGUUAUUCAAGUAGUCUU
Petromyzon marinus (sea lamprey) is the source of this 6309-nucleotide messenger RNA. RefSeq lists its product as uncharacterized. The record is from RefSeq and is a predicted model, not a curated record. Lineage: Eukaryota; Metazoa; Chordata; Hyperoartia; Petromyzontiformes; Petromyzontidae. Gene Ontology annotation, molecular function: ATP binding; protein serine/threonine kinase activity. Gene Ontology annotation, biological process: protein phosphorylation; positive regulation of apoptotic process; intracellular signal transduction. Gene Ontology annotation, cellular component: nucleus.